Molecule: messenger RNA, 492 nt
Organism: Meloidogyne enterolobii
Lineage: Eukaryota; Metazoa; Nematoda; Chromadorea; Rhabditida; Meloidogynidae
Source: the annotation of a GenBank genome assembly
AUGUACGUACUUUCACAUAUUAUUGAAUCUGUUAUGAAUUUUAUUGUUUUGUUUACAUAUUCGGAUCCAUGUGAAUGUUUAAUUCAAGUUUGGUUAGUUUAUUUUAUACGAAUGCCAGCCUAUUUCUACUAUCUCGGCUCUCCUUUAUUUCAUUUUGCUAUAAUGAUUGAGCGUGUUUUGGCUACAGUUUAUGUUAAAAUUUAUGAAAAUCAAGGAAAAUUAUUUUCUGUUAUUUGUACAAUUAUUUGGACAAUAAAUCUAAUUUAUGGUGUUUAUAUUUAUAUUACAACACAAAUGGAUACCGACACUUUUAGCCAUCCAAUGGUUUAUCUAUCACUAACAACUAUUUAUAAUUCUCAAAUAUUUAUAUAUCUAAACUUCUUUUUCUUGUUUUUGGUGAUAUGUAUAGCUGUAGCUGAUUAUUAUUUAAUUCUUCGGAACCAAAAAAUUAAAUUAAAUUUGUAUGUUAAAAAAAUAUUUAUUAAAUCCUAA